CACCACCACUACUAUCAGCAAGCAGCCUCGGGCAGCCCAGCCUCGCUGACUCUGUCCGCCACCGCUGCCUUAGCCAACAUUCGCUCGCCAAAGCCCUCUCGACCGCACGCACGCGCCACCCAGCAGCAGCAGCGGCAGCAGCAGCAGAAGCAGCAGGAGUGUGAAGCAGGGGAGGGAGGAGGAGGAGGAAGGGGAGCGCAUUCAACAAGCCAGCCAAGCCAGCGGACAAUCAUCCACCCGAGUACAGGUGUGUGCAGAGUAAUCUCUCGCCAACGGUCAUCAGCCACCUCAGAACGGGAGUCUGGCUGUUGCUUCGGGAGGUCUUCACAACCGGGAUAACCCCUUUCUGAGACGGAGAAACAAGAGGAGACCAAGGGGGGGGAUCUUACGGCACGCAACAUCCCCUUGAGUUCAACUCCGAGGGAAGGUUCAUUCAUAAUGGCUACGCCGCCCAGCACAGCGGAGAGCGGAGGGGGGGCUGCCUCGAGUGGAGCGGGGAAGGACCCCUCUGCGCGUGUCCUGCGACCCCCAACCGAUUACAACGAUUGGUGCGAAGUGGCCCACGGCUGCACUCGCAAGCUGGGCAUGAAGCUGUGUGGGUUCCUGCAGCGAGGGGUGUUGGACGAACGCGGCUCUGGCGGCGUGCCGGGCUCGCUCGGGAGCCAGCAGAGCCAGCAGCAGGCUGGCGGGGGUCGGCUCGGCGGCGCGGACGGCACCGCCGGCUGCAAGGGAGACGGCGCCGAGAUGGACGGCGACCCCAGGGUUCACCGCCGCGCAGAGGUCAACUUCUCUAACCUGUACGCACGAGACCUGCUGCCAGCCAAGAACGGCGAGGAGGCGACGGUGCAGUUCCUGCUGGAGCUGAUGGACAUCCUGCUGAGCUACAUCCGCAAGACGUUCGACCGCUCCACCAAGAUCCUGGACUUCCACCACCCGCACCAGCUGCUGGAGGGCCUCGAGGGCUUCAACCUGGAGCUGUCGGACUCGCCCGAGUCGCUCGAGCAGAUCCUGGUGGACUGUCGAGACACGCUCAAGUACGGCGUGCGCACAGGUCACCCACGGUUUUUCAACCAACUGUCUUGUGGCCUGGACAUCAUUGGAUUGGCGGGGGAGUGGUUGACCUCGACAGCCAACACCAACAUGUUCACCUAUGAGAUCGCGCCCGUGUUCGUCCUCAUGGAGAAAAUCACGCUGAAGAAAAUGCGCGAGAUCAUCGGCUGGCCCAACGGCGAUGGCGAUGGCGUCUUCUCUCCAGGGGGAGCCAUCAAUAACCUGUACGCCGUCAUGGCCGCUCGCUACAAGUUCUUCCCGGAGGUGAAGAUGAAGGGGAUGGCGGCUGUCCCUCAGCUCGUGCUCUUCACCUCCGAGUGUAGCCACUACUCCACCAAGAAGGCAGCUGCCGCGCUGGGGAUUGGAGCCGACAAUGUCUUUCUCAUCAAAGCCGACCAGAGGGGGAAGAUGGUUCCUGCUGAUCUGGAAGCCAAGAUCAUCGACUCAAAGAAAAAGGGGAUGGUGCCGUUCUUUGUGAGCGCCACGGCUGGCACCACGGUGUACGGCGCCUUCGAUCCGCUCCACGACGUCGCCGACAUCUGCCAGCGCCACAACAUGUGGAUGCACGUCGACGCGGCGUGGGGAGGUGGACUGCUGAUGUCUCGCAAGCAUCGCCACAAGCUCAAUGGAGUCGAGAGGGCGAACUCUGUGACCUGGAACCCCCACAAGAUGAUGGGGGUGCUGCUGCAGUGCUCGGCUAUUCUAGUCCGUGAAGAGGGCUUGCUGCAGGGCUGCAACAAGAUGUGCGCCGGGUACCUGUUUCAGCCCGACAAGCAGUACGACACGUCAUACGACACGGGCGACAAAGUGAUCCAGUGCGGCCGCCACGUCGACAUCUUCAAGUUCUGGCUCAUGUGGAAGGCCAAGGGCACGGUUGGGUUCGAGGCUCAGAUCAACAAAUGCCUGGACCUGGCCCAGUACCUGUACAGGACCAUCAAGAACCGAGAGGGAUACGAACUCGUCUUCCAGGGAGAGCCGGAGCACACGAACGUGUGUUUCUGGUACAUACCUCUGAGCCUGCGAGGGAUGCCUGACGGGGAGGAGAGGAGAGCCAAGCUCAGCAGGGUCGCGCCCAAGGUGAAGGCGCGCAUGAUGGAGGCGGGCACCACCAUGGUGGGCUACCAGCCGCAGGGGGACAAGGUCAACUUCUUCCGCAUGGUCAUCUCCAACCCGGCCGCCAUGCAGUCCGACAUCGACUUCAUGCUCUCCGAGAUCGAGCGUCUGGGCCACGACCUGUGAGGGCAGGAGGCAGCCCUGCCCUGCUGCUGCCCCCCUCAACCUCCCACGCUGCCCCCCCCCCCCCACCGUGGUGCUGCCACCCACCAAUAGGGCCCCUAGGUUUGCCAGCGCUGCUUCCAUGGCUUGGCGAGAGGAGGUGUGUGUGCUGGAUGUGGAGUUCCGGGUGCGGAAAUAUUUUCCGGGGUUCCUGACCCGAACAGAACCGGGUAGAGGUUUAGCUCUGGCUGCUCCCAUGAAUGCCAGCCGGGUGUAGUACUUCAGCGCUGCCCCUCCUACGAUACAUCUUCACCCCCCAUCGCCAUCCACUCUCGAUGAAACCUCAUCGUAGCACCUCUUUCCGUGUGCCACCCAUCUUCGAUAAAUCUUGUAUUGCCGCCUUUCUGAGUAUUUCCCAAAAACUGUUCGACUGCCACCCAAAGUGCUUCCCUUCCCCGUUAGAAACAUCUCCGUGGCACUCUAUCUCCCCGUGGCCGCCCGUCCUGUGAUUUAAAUCUUUCGAGCAUCCCCUCGCUUGGUGCUUCCCUUCCCAGAGCUGCCCCCCCCCCAACCACCAGCCCCCGUUCUCUGGGAAGCCGUAUCGUGCCCCCCACACAGACACAGUGCUUCCCUUUCAGCGCCACCCCUUCUAAGAGCUGCCUUUUGCUAAGCUUUCUACAGCCACCACCUUUACUCCAUACGCAGUCCAGCGGCGUCACACGGGCGACAUGCCAAAUCCAUCUCGACUGGCUGCGACUAUUCCAUGCGCGGAGUACCGUAACUCAGAUCGGAGCUGCAACGCGCUGUUCCACACAAUGCAUCGCAGGUGCCACACGCUCAAUCACUCUGCUGCCACUUCUCCCCCACCCGCCUCUAUCCCCAUUUGAUGCCCACUCCAAUAAUUUUCUGAGUAAAUCGGCAAUAUAAAUCUUCUUCUGCGCCAUGGGAUGUGAAAAGAGCGGCUCAAAUUUUGAACAAACGAUACGUCUUGUAAUUUUCGUUUCAAUUUGACAGAUCGCUGAACGUGGCACGAGCGUCGGCACUUGUGUACGUAUGAGAAAUUACGCUGAGCGAAAGAAGGAAAAAAAAUACUUCUCUAAAUCACACGCACGAGGGAGGGAUGUCCCGACCUUGUAUAGCGGUGAGCACGCUGGACUUAUUAGCCAGAGGUCACCGGUUAGAUACGAUCUCCCGGCGGGGGGCAUUGGAAACGACAAUGGAGCAACUUUUUUUUUAAACCUCCGUUGCCUCUGUACACCCCAGUGCUACGAGAAUUGGUUCACUGAUCAGCGGCUCGACUGCGCUGGAAUCCAAUUUUGGUGACUCUUCCCACUUUGUCCCGAGGACAUCCGGUCAAAUGACCGUGUUACAAGAGGCCGUUCCCUGGCAGCAGCGAAGUGAGCAAAAGAGUUGUAGUCCUGCGUAUUUACCUUUUUUUUGUUUUUCCAGUCUUCAUGUUGCGUUCACAUGUUCUUGUCACCUCUCACGGCUACCCGUCUCUUUUCAUUGUCGAUCCAGCCAGGGGCAGGCUGCUGUUGUAAACGCACAUUCCCUCCUGGUGGACCUUGCUCGCUGGACACCGACAGCCUUCUCUCAUGUCCUGUAGCAUGUACUACACGUGUACACUCUCUUCGGGGUGGCACAACAGAUGCGUUGCUUGCCUCACGCUGCCGCUAGCCAAUCUCACACUCGCCCCGAUCCACUGGCCACUUUGACGUACGGUUUGCCGCCUGUCCUGAUCGUCCACUUGCUGAUGGAGGCAGCCAUCAAAAUCAACAUCCUUGAUUCCAAUUUUGUUUUGAAAUGCCCAGCGACGAUCACAAAUUGCUGUAGGUAAUUGCAGGAAAAUAGGUUCCAUUAUGUAUACAUAUGCAAUCGAACUUCGCUCUUGAACUCAACCCUAUUACCCGUGGUUCUUAUUACUCCCAGGACCUAUAGAAUUUACGAAAACUCCUAUUAUCCGCAGCCCCAUUGUUCCUAUUGGUCACGGUUACCGGCUGUUUUUCUUGUCCUGCAUGGCACGGCUUUCUAUUAUCCACACAUUUUUCGCGAGUUUCCAUCGGCAAAUUAAACCCGUUCGCAAUAAUCCCGUUUUUUGGGGUUGUUGCCUGCAACAGACGAGUGGAGUCAAAUUUGGGGACUACAUCCCCCGAUAACAGCUCCUGCGUUCCCAGUAAACGUGCAACGUUGACCCAACGUUGGGGCCCAAACCUUGCACGUCUUGCUGGCUUGUUCAUAAACUCGCAUCGCAAAAGGAGGUUCUCCGUACCUCUUUCAGUCUCGCAGGUUUCCAGUGUGUAACCUUUUUGUACAUUCGUUUGGUUGAAAUGAGGGCCAAAGAUUUCCGAUGAUUUUGAAAUAGAUGAUGAGAUCUUGCGAUAAACGCUUUGAACAACAAUCUACUCCGAUGUUUUGUUUUUUAAAGACGGAAAGUAAAUUAACAAAGAAGCACAGGGCAAUACGCAGCAAUGUUGUAUGCUCACAGCAUGUGCAUUAAACUAUAUAUCAUAAUUCAACUGAAAUAGCAUUCGGGUUCUAGUGAAGACAACUCGAGCGUGUCACGCAGAUGUCUAUGGAGAGGGGAGAUAGCGCCUCUGUGCGGUGUCACGGGGCAAUUGUAAGGAAGGGUUUGGCUGCUUGAUGGCAGGUGGAGGGUCCCGUUCAGGGUUAGUGGGGAGCGGUGGUGUAGCGGUUAGCGCUACGCUCUACUGCGAAACUUGGCGGACCCGAGUUAGAUUCCCGCUCACGGCACAACACCAGUGAUGAUUAUCUGAACCGGUCUUGGGCCCUCCCCUAGGUCAACUCGGCCUCCAAAUGAGUGCCUGGUGCGGUGUGUGAACAUCGCCACUGGGGGAGACAAAGGCGGCCGGUGCGUGGUUGUUGGCCACUCGCCCUUAAUAGGUGCUCGCUAACAGCACUUGCCCCAACAGUGUUACAGGCUAUAGGGGGGACCUUUGGCUGCACCGCUGGUGUUGGAUGGGGACAGCGAUGCUGCGACAGAAUUGGCAGCAGCUCGAGGUCGAGUGUGAAUGUCACCCAUCUAGCAACUAUUCGAUUUGGCUGACUAAAGGGGAACGGUCUCCUCCGUUACUUUACACAAACUUUCGUUUGUUAUUUUGAAAUAAAGUGUAUUUUGUUGCAAUAACAACCUCCCCCCCCCCACCACCCCCACAAUGGUUCUAUUUUCUUCGCAGGCUAAUUAAGUAAGCCUCGGAGGGGCCCCAUGAUUUCUCACCUCGAGCUUGCCCGCUUUGAGACGGCUGUCAUGUCCCGGGGCUUCUCGAGGUGAUGUAAGAGGUAGCAAAGAACGGGGGCCUAUCUCAAGUGUAGCAGGCUUUGGCUCUAAAUGGGUCUCUGUGUGGUAGUAAACACUAAAAAGAAAAAUCAGUAUUUAGCAAAGUACGAAGCAACGACGUUUUAGCAUCAAACGUUGCAACACAAACUGCGCAGUGAGAAUUCGUGACCUUUGUCGACCUCCAACGUGCGUGACCCCCCCGCUGCCCCACGUGGUGUUCUUUGUGAGUCUGUGUGCCCCCCCCCCCCCAUCAUCAUCAUUCGUGUGCCCGUGUGGUUACAGGGUGUUUUCAAGACCGUCGUAGUUUUCACACCGUUUUUGGUCCCCUACCCUUCGCGUCCCCCCCCCAUCCCCUCCCCUCCCACCAACCUCUCCUCCCACUCGGUCGCUCGGUGUCUCGUCCGGUGCUGUCAACUCUGCGACGCUGUCGCCUUUGACGAUUUGAUGCGCGAACAUUUCGAUUGUGUUUUGCGUGUCGGGUUUGCCAACGGCAAGACAAAAGCGGUGUUCGAUUUUUUUGUGUCGAAGCGAACGAGCGACAAAACUUUUUCCCGCGGAGCGAUUUUUGAGUUUGUGUCCAGGUGGCGUGUGGCUUUGUUUUGAAGGUUUCCCGUGUUAGCACUUCUUCGUAAAUUGCCAGGUGAUAAGACUUUUGGAAGGGUCUUUCUCGCGACUUUGUGAAGUUUUUUUUUCGUUCGUUUUUGGUGAUUCUCCACUUGUCAGGGAGAGUUGGCAACGCCGGUCUUUUCGGGGCACCCCACACCCCCCCCAAUGUCGCGUCCCCCUGUGUGACCUUGCGUGACCUUGCGUUGUGUGGCACCAAAUAGCAAUAGUGGUGGGUUGUAGCUAUUAACUGUUUCUCGCUGUUAAGAACUGAUUUUUCUCUCGAACAAAUUGCACUCGAGUUUAAGAAUAUAUAUAGAUUGUGUAUAUAUAUAAACCGUAUAUUGCUGUGAUUUGCGAUGUAACUGAAUGAAAUGACGAACAACCCUGUAGCUUUAUGGAUUGUUGGGGGGGGGGGUGGAGGAGGUUAAUGUUAUGUCAGCAGUGAAAACACAAACACCCCCCCCCCCUCAUCUUUCCCCACCAUCUACCCCGAAACGACAACCAACUUUGUCCACUCAACCCAACUUUACGAGCACCUCCAACUGAAAUGUAACCAACGCAGAGUGGAGUCAAACGGGUUCAGCCGUGCAUGGCAGUCCCCCCCCCCCACCACCCUCAUUCACAAACGAGUUUAUCCUGCCCGUACCGCCGUGGUUGUUGGGCACGUGUCGCUUCCGAAGAAGCUCUCCGGCACGUGGCACGACCCUCAAACGCGCGCAGGAGGGAUGACCACCACCACCAACAACAGCUACAGUUGAGUCAUCACGGUGGCAACACAAACACAAAAAACACACAUCAACCGCCCAUAGCAGAGCUGUGGGCCUACAAUAACACGCGCGGACAAAAUCUCGUUCGGCUUCCCUCGACUUGCCAACAUUUCACGUUCCGCGUGAGGUUUGAAAACCUCUCCUCCUCCUCCUCCGACCUUGCAUUGCGAAUCGCCUCCAUUCACGUGCAUGGCUCCGAGUUGACACGCGAUUCAAUUGCACGUGCAAACCCGCGUGUCUUCGCAGCGAGUGUGUGACGGCCGCUCUCUCUCUCUCUACUUUCAGAGGUACAGACAAGGUUCACGCUCGUUGCGGUUGUUUUAAAACAAGCAGCGGUAACUUUCAUAGACAACAAACCUAAUCUACAACCAGGGAUGGGAACCACCGGGUGUGUGUGUGUGUUGUCGUGCCGAAGAAGACUUGACGCUAUUUUGUCAAUAACGCUGUUUUGUUGGGAGGUCAAACAAAAAUACCCCCCCCUUCUAGUACCCAAUUAGUACGGCUCCGAUGCUUGUACUGUCGUGAUGGAUAAAUAACAACAAAAACGGCGAAACAUUGCCGUUUCAAUGCGGUAGGCCUCCAAGAACCUCUGGCCGUACGAAAUGAAGUCUGGGAUUUUGGCCCACGCAUCAUAGUUUCCAAUACUGCCCUCUCUGUUAAAGCGCCGUUCAAUCUCCGAAAUCUACUCAACUAGAUCGCUAAUUCCAUCACGCGUGAAGAUUUACAAACGUUCACUACGCAUAUACUACCCCAGUGUUUAUACCAAGUAAUGCAAACAUCCAUUCCAGUCAUAAUUAAAGAGUUUUUUUUUGUUUUGGGUUAGAUCGCAUAAAUAUAAAUGCGUCGUUUGUAAUAGCCUACGUGUUUAACAAGAAAUUCGCGACCAAUAUCCAUUCUAGAGGUUUUUGGGGUUAAUUGCUGAAUUUAUGAAUAAAUAUAAAUGCAUCGUUCCACGACCACCACCCGGCACGGCCAAUUAAUCAGGUUUGUCGCGUAAACAAAAACGUGCUAAUUAGUUACCACUUCAGCACACAACACACGCCGUUUACAAUUCGAGUACCGUCACGUCUCGCUGGUGAUGACAGCCAUCUCAUUUACCGAUUCCUCGUCUCUCCACCCGGCAGUACAAAUCGGUGGGUCCGAAGGUGGCGUGUGGAGGAGUUUAAAGCGGUGGGGUAUUAUAUUCCAACACGUCCGGUCAACGUGGAAGAGUAGACCAAAAAAAACAAUCCCCCACCCUGUUGAGUUUCCUCUCGCGUGGAGUGGCCACUUUUCCGUCAGUGGCGUAAGCUCGCAAUUGCAGGGCUGCGCCUUUAACCGUAAAUGUUAUUAUCACAGUUGACUUUGUACUCGUGAAUAGCCACCACCGUGUUCCCCGCUACAGUUCUACUGAAGUGAACGAGCAGGUUGUGUUACACGGGGCCGGAUUCAGGCACGGGGCUUUAGGGGACGCGGCCCAGGGGGCUCUCCGUCAGCUGGAGGGCCUCCAGAGAAGGAGUGAAAAGUUAUUUCAGUUGUGAACGCUGAAUUGUAUUUUUUUUAGCCUUGUAGAAAUACUAUUUGUUUAUCUUUAAUUUUGUUUUCCUUUUGGAAAUAUUACUGGGGGCCUCGCAGUACCUGUAGCCGAGCGGGGGGCCUACAAAUCUUAAUCCGGCCCUGGUUGUAUAUUGGGACUGGACCUACAGUAAAGAAGGAAUCUAUUGCGGUCGCAGUAUUUACAACAAUGUAUCUCGCCAGACGUUAUGAUAACAACGUGCAAUGUUUGACCGUGACCCCCCCCUACUCCCAGCGCUGGGUGUGUAAAGUUGUGAUGGUCUCCCCCGUGUGUGCCGUCUCCCUGCCCACCCACUCCACUAAUCCUAACCCCCGCCAAUAGGUGUGUCCUUAGGUGCUUACAAUAGAUGUGGGUGUGUUUACACGCUUGUGCUUUGUAGAUCAAUCGGUGUGUGUGUACACAGUCGCUUUAAAAAUGUUCGGGUUAAACAAACACAAGUCCAGUGCUUAAUUCUUGUGACGGCAGAAAUGCCCUCUUUUAGAACGCUUUGAGAAACAUUCCACGUUCCUAUGGCAGGGGCAAGUAUAUUAUUAAUGAAUGCGAAGACGACAGCUGGGUAUUUCCCUGACAGAGUGGUGCUUAUUUUACUGGCAAUGGGAGGAUGAUAAUGAUGAUGAUCUUUGUUUUUGAUGAUGACUGAUGAUGACUGAUAAUGGUUGAUGGUUACGGUGAUGAUAAGUUUACGCCGUUCUGGAUUGGAACUCUCAUUUCAAAGCUCGAUUCGAAUCAAAUGGAGAGACCAAACACUGACACCCAUACAGAGUCGCGGGGCAAUGCUUUAUCGAUUGUCCAUUUUAAUAUAGAGUGCGUUUCACGACGCGCGUGUCGAAUCACGCCUCCCUAAGAAUUAUAUUCGUGUAAGCUUGUUAAGUAAUAAUGGUUUAACAUUUCCCCUGCUGCCGCUAGUGGCAGCAUUCGCCCACAGUGUUGUACAAAAAUACGUGAUUGUAGUCGAUCCGCGUUCUUGCAUUUGUGAAGGACUUGGCUGCUUGAGAUUUUUAGUCGGGGUUUUUCGCACAUAGGAGAACCAUUUGGUACCCAGAGAAAACCUUAUCGUAUGAUAGGGGAAAAAUCCGUCAAACCUACUUGCUGUACUUCUAUAUAAUUGUCCACCGUAUAGCGCUGCUGGAUUGGAGCUGCCAAACAACUUGCGACCUGACGCUCUGGAUUGCAGGCGUAUGCCACCACAAUGUAUACAUAACUAGUAAUAUAAUAACGUACUGCAAUAAUACAACAUGCCUCUGUCAAUCCACUGCUGGAUGAAGGCCUCCCCAUACCCUAACACGGUUUUCAUCCCAUGUGCAAUUUGUCAAAUACCUUGAAAUCGGGUCCAUUUCCAAAAGGUUUAAACCGUCAGUCGGACGGUUCAUGCCUUACUUCCGCAACAGUAAUACAGAAGUACAAUUUAAAGAUAUACAGCAUCUAAUUGCAGCUCAAACUUAGUCCCGUUUCAGUUCAAUCGUUGUCAAUGUCUAUUUGGCCACGCAUAAUAACUACUAGACACUUUAUAUACGUUUAUCGGGAAUGAAUAAUAAUCGUAAUUAUAAACCUUACCACGCCGUAAUAGGUUGAACAGUGAUCACUCUGUUCGGAGCACGUAGGUGCUGACAAGGUUUACGAGUUGGAAGAUUUUCAGAGGUGACGUCCGUCACGAUGGUGGAAUGACUGAGUGUGGAAUGAUGCGAUGGGGAAUGAUUGGAUUUAAGGUGCGCGGGUUACCCUUGUAUUCCCCAGUGAAAGCACAUACACAACGGGAUUUUAUGUAUAAAUAUAUUUAUGUAUACAGUACAGUAUAUAUAUAUAUACACAAGCUCGCAAGUAGGGAAUUGAAUUCCAUGUUUUCGGGUUGUGCCGAUAUCUCAAUGAUUCUGCUUUUGUUUUUGUUUUAAAGCUGCAUUUCUCUUACAGAGUUUAAAUGUUCCCCUUCUCCAAUGGGCAUGUGAUCGCUCUCAUCCAGCUGUAGGAAUUUUACUUGAAUGACCUUGGAGGGAUGAUGGGCUGAAUUGACAUUCACCAGGGAUUAGGACUCAACUUUAGCAGUAAGCGCCGGUGGUAUAAUAAAAAAAAACAUUCGAUGCUGUUACAAUAGACGUCCUCCAGGAGUCUGGUGACCCAAAGACCUAAGAGCAGAUGGUAGGAUCGUGAAGGUUGGUGCCGUGUCGACUGAAACAGACCACAGCCGACGCCUGCGGGAUUUUUUUUCCAUCUGAGCCCCGGGAGGGACACGUGGGUAGAGCGAUGACGACGUGGCGGCGGUGGUGGUGGUGACAUCAACAGCGUUGGCCUUGGUGACAUUGCGAUCUUGUGGUCAAAAGGAAAGUAGAGAUGUAUUCGAUGCGAGGGGUGAUGUUAAGGCUCUAACGGGCUAAUCUAAAGAGCGAACUGCUACGGUGGCGAGAUGUUAACUACCUCGCCUGGUAUGCAGGAGGUCGUGGAUUCGAUCCUGACGUCUGCUGUAUAUUUGUACUCUUUGGUUCUUUCGGUAAAGUCUCACGAAGGUAGAAAAAAUAAUAAAUCGAAACGUCGUGAUCUAUUGUUUUUUUCUACCUACGUGACUUUACCGAAAUAACCAAAGAGUGGAUUCCUGCAGUCACGAAAGCUUCAAAUCUAAGAUUGUAUAUUUGUAGUUUGCAUGUUUUCCCCGUGGUCGUGUGGAUUUUUAUCCGGGUCCUCCGGUUUUCCCCUCCCACGUUAAGAAACAUGCGUUUAGAGUAUUUGGUUGCUAUACAUUUCCACAAGCCACUUCGCUAUCAUGUGUGGCCAGGUCGCUUCUGAAAAAAACUAUAUAGCUCAGUGGGCCUCACCUGGUGAAAUAAAAAAAAAAGUUUAUAACGAGAGGGUCUCGAUGAAAAAUGAGUUGUAUCUCUACGUGGUUUAAUUAAAAUUCAAUAGACUUUGGUACCAUCGUCGGCAUCAUCGAUGUCCCAAGGCUUUAACUCAUGCCCAGAAGGACUCUUUAACGAAUUCCUCAAAUCACUCGGAGCUCACGUCUCGUCAUCACCGCUCGAAAAAUCCGGUUUCCCAGCAGGUUUAGCUGCGGAAACUUGUGGGAGCCAGGUUUGGUGGAUAUGGAUUUCUGCAGAUUUCUCUGGAUGUUUCUGCAGACGUCUGACUUUUUGAGACGUUAUCUACCGUUUAAUUAACCCGCAUGUCGGUCAGAACUAAAAAAUAUAAAUAGACAAGACGCUACAAAAUUGAACUAAGGAAUAGAUUUAGUAUUAUUGACCCAAAAUCGUGACCCAAUUUAUUGACUCGCUGAGAUAAUUAAAGUGGUUACAUGCUUCCCUAAACAAGGAACAAACGAAAAUAAACUGAAUAUAAGCGGUUUUUCAAUAGGUUGAAUAAAACACCAAUAUAAGUUAUUCAUCUUCAAUGGUUUUCAUAUGGUUUAUUAAAAUACGUCAAAGUCGGAAAUCUCAAUGAAAUUUACCCGGUUAAAUUCCACAAAAUCUCAUGAAAUCUCCAUGUUGUAUUUAUAACUGUACAGCCCUUUUAGAAACCCUCCACUGCUGGAUGAAGGCUUCUCCAAACUGCCGGUUCGGGUUGUUUGACCGCAUACCUCGCCACGUCGGCCAGUGCGGGUUUGUGAAGGUGCCGCUACCACGACCGGUUCGGAUAUCGCUCCCCAUUCUUGUUCGCCAUGGCCGAGAAUCGAGCUCUGCUCGCCAGGUUCAUUGCGCAUCACGUAACCACAAAGCUACCGUUCGACCUUCGCAACUGGUUAAGUAAACUUUAAAAAAUUAACCCGUAAAAACAAAGUUUUUCACUAUAAAUCCUAUAUAUGCGUGGCGGCUAGAGUCCUCUCGUCCUCUGGCUUGAGAUGGCUGCCACCUAUGGGUCAGAUGAUUGCCUGCCACCAUUAAGCAAUUGGUAAUUACAUAUAAAAAAAAAUCCAAAAAAGUGUACAAUUUUGGAAAAAAAAUUCACGAAAAUAAAUUGUCACGCACAACGAGUCUGUGUGCAAAAUGUCAGUUCGAUUGGAUCACGGGAAGUGGGUUAAAAAACAACUGAAAGAUUUGCACGGUCGUAAGCGCGCAAGCAAGCAAGUGAACUUAAUAUAAAGGAUUUAAAAAGGUCCAUGAAUCUCAAUAGCCCUAAACAAUGUUGAAUAAAGUUCGAUGCUUUUACCAACAGCGACAAUUGCUGAAUUAUUCGUUCAACGUUACUCCCGGUAGGGUGGAAAUCUUAACAAAUAUGCCAAAAAAACUGAAAACAUGGAGUUCUUGAGAUGUGUAUAGUGAUACGGAAUCCGAGAGGACUGGCGAUUCACUCGUGUGUGUGUGUGUAUAUAUAUGUGAGAUUAGGCGUUUUUGAUCCUGUCGGUUGUAAUUAUUUUUGUAUCUGUAUUAUGUACUAUCUGUUCCUGCGUGGCAUUCGUGAGAGUCGCAUUAUAUUUAAGAAGUCUAUGUCGAGCUUACAAUAAACCCAAUAGUUUUGCAUUA
Molecule: messenger RNA, 12930 nt
Organism: Lethenteron reissneri (Far Eastern brook lamprey)
Lineage: Eukaryota; Metazoa; Chordata; Hyperoartia; Petromyzontiformes; Petromyzontidae
Gene: GAD1
Product: glutamate decarboxylase 1
Biological process (GO): GABA biosynthetic process
Cellular component (GO): cytoplasm; presynaptic active zone
Molecular function (GO): glutamate decarboxylase activity; pyridoxal phosphate binding
Source: RefSeq, a predicted model, not a curated record